AUCAUCGUAGAGCUACACAUUAACCCCGAAUCCAAAUAAACACAGAACUGAGGAGGAAAGUGGGCUGGUCUCCAAUAUUGGAGAUUUCGCUUAAAAAUGGGGUUUGAAACAUGUGGUCCGAACGAAGUGAUGGUUGUUUCGGGAUGCUGCCAUUCCAGAUCCCUGUUUAUCCCUGGAGGGCGUGUCUUUGUAUGGCCUGUCAUACAGCACCUGCAAAGACUGACCCUAAACACCAUGGAUAUCCAGGUAGAUAGUUCCAAUGUAUACACACAGCUCGGUGUAGCUAUUUCUGUGACAGGAAUCGCACAGGUAAAGAUUCAAGGCUCCAGUAAAGACAUGUUGGAAUCAGCAUGUGAACUUUUCCUGGGAAAGCCAGAACACGAGAUCCGCAAGGUGGCCCAGGAAACGCUGGAAGGUCACCAGAGAGCUAUCAUGGGCAACAUGACAGUAGAGGAAAUAUACAAGGAUCGUAAGAAGUUCUCCAAAGCUGUGUUCGAGGUCGCCUCAUCUGACUUAGUCAACAUGGGAAUCUGUGUGGUCAGUUACACACUGAAGGACAUCCGUGACGAUGAGGGUUACUUGAAGUCUUUAGGCAUGGCAAGGACAGCUCAAGUAAAGCGUGAUGCUCGUAUUGGUGAAGCUGAAGCGCAAAGAGAUGCCGGGAUCAAGGAAGCUAUGGCUGAGGAACGUAGAAUGGCCUCCAGGUAUCUUAACGACAUUGAGAUUGCUAAGGCUCAGCGUGACUUUGAGCUGAAGCAGGCCGCAUACAACAUGGAGAUUCAGACCACUAAGGCUCAGUCUGACCUGGCCUACGAAUUACAGGCUGCAAAAACAAAGCAGAGAAUCAAGAAUGAACAGAUGCAGGUCAAGGUUGUGGAGAGGACCCAGCAGAUUCAACUGCAGGAACAGGAAAUCAUGCGCCGUGAACGUGAACUCGAGGCACAGGUACGAAAGCCUGCCGAGGCCGAGAGGUACAGACUGGAGAAAAUCGCUGAAGCUGACAGGAUCAAGAUCACCCUUGAAGCUGAAGCUGAAGCUGAAUCAAUCAGGGUGAAGGGAGACGCUGAAGCCUUUGCUAUUGAGGCCCGUGCCAAGGCUGAAGCAGAACAGAUGGCCAAGAAGGCCGAUGCCUGGAAGGACUACGCCGACUCUGCCAUGAUUGACAUGAUCCUCGAGACCAUGCCCAAGCUUGCUGCUGAAAUAGCCGCUCCACUGACCAACGCCAAGAAGGUGACGAUGGUAUCCAGCGGUAAGGGAGAUGUUGGUGCUGCUAAGCUGACUGGCGAGGUCCUGAACAUCAUGGAGAAACUGCCACUGGUUGUGGAGAAUUUGACCGGCAUCAGUAUCACAAAGAACAUCAAAGCUGCCACCCGUCGAUAGAGGAUAGAUGAUGAUGAUCUGCCCACAUGUUAAAUUUCGUACAAUUAAUCAACUAGAGACCUGUGUGGGUACUAUUGAGAAACACGUCGGGUACUGUAGUCGUACCAAAACAGAGGACUUAUCUGCAUGGUAUCCCCCAUGCAUUUCUGUAGAUAUGUAGAUUUUAUAUUGGUGGAAUCAAAACUCACAAACUCUUAUAAACAUUAAAUCUUUUCUGCUGCGAUUGUGUUGUCCAUGGUAACACUGUAUACAAUGUCAUGGUGAUUGUAGUUCCUGUCAGUAGGUACCUGUGUAUAGUACCUGUGCUAUACACAGGUAAGUGACAGCUCAUUACGAACAGGUAGCAAGCAGUGCAUAAUUAUCAUAUGAUUGACAGAAUGUGAUCAAACAUCGAGUGUUGCCAUGGGCACCUGUAUCAGAAUGUCGGUAUGGAAUGUUUUACUCGCAUUUUUCGCCCUGGAUAAAUAUGUGAUUUGAGAAAGACAUAUAACUUGCUCAAAUUUUUAGCAGCUGUAGUGUAUUACCAAAGAUGGAUACAAAUGACCCCUGAUCAUGGUGUGUGUAUGUCCUCAUCUAGCGGUUCCUCGUGUUGAUACAUACAACAGAUAUUUUUAUUUGUAAUUUAUUUCUUAACUCUCUACAGCGGUUUCACUGCUUGCCUCCUGUUUGAUGAGAGCACUCCCCCGUCAUAAUGCCCUGUACCUUGUGUGUUUGAAUGAGGUGUAGUGUAACACAGGGAUAAUUUACUGCGAUAGCUAUGUACGUCUACUCGAGUGUCCCGAGUAGAGGUAUGGCGUGUGUUACACAUGGGCAGACAAUCUUUUACAGCGGUAGCUAUGUAUUUGUACAUCUGUGGUCCAAUACUCAUAUAAAACACCUGUGUGUCUGGUUAACAGGCACAGAGAGUAAAUGUAUGUUACCUGUAUUAUAAAGGCCUUCGUAUCAUCACCUGAAUCUGAUUCUUGAUAUUGGUGAUUGUGUAGUAUUUGUCUUUACUUGUCUGCAGUAAUAGAUUGGUAAAUCCACUGGCAAAAUUAUCUGUUGGUCCAACAUGUGUAAGUUUACUAUCAAGUUUAAUUAUGUUAUAUAGUCCUAUAUUAUUACACUAUCAUUUACUAUAAGGCAGAAGCUGUUAUUUAUAAGCAGCGAUCAUUUUGUCUUGUUGUCUCUACAACAGCUGUGGUAGGACGAGUAACAGACCACCAUAAAUUGUGCGAUUUGAAUAUGUUUUUAAGUGAGGAAAGAAUAAAUGAAAAUAUUUGAAAAAAGGUGCAUCAACAUCAUCAUUUUCUGACAAAUUAUGUUACGUUUCUUUUCUGAUCAAGACGAGUCGUGUUUGAGACUACCCGAGCUGAUUUGUACGUUCCUGUAUUUGCAGGAAGGGAUCCUGUCACUUUAGUAAAUUUACACAUUUCUUAUUGCUUUUAUGGUCAAGAUGGAUGAAAAUAUUUGGAGAGUACAGCAACAUGUUGUGACACUCUUUGUAUCUUUUGCAAGAGUACUGUUUCUUAGGAGUCUUUCGGGGUAAUGAGUUAAAAUCUAAAAUCACUUCUGUCAGAAUGUUUUUAAACGAUAUGUGUAGAGCUAUCCCGCUUUACUAGUGACUAAACGUGAAUGUACCAGUACAUGUUGUUGUAAUGAACAUUCGUCUUUAAUCAGACGAGUAUGAUUUAUGUAAUAACAACAUAAACUGUUUUCUCAAGUGGAAUCAUCCUGUGUUUCUGAAAAAGUUCAUACUUAUUUGUAAUAUUUAGCAUAGUAGGGAGUCAAGUUAGAGACACAACCAAGCUGAACACAAGUCUAUCUUGACUAUAGAUGCAUAGGAACUGUAAGAUAGUUGUGCCAGUGGUUCUUGUCUAAUCUUCCCGAUCAGGGGUCAUUUGUAUCCUUUAAUCAUUUCAUUCAUGAAAUUCAGAUAUACUACAACUUCACUCCUUGAUAAUACUAGCGGUACUUUUGGACCAAACCUAUGUUAUCAUGGAGUGAAAAAUAUUUAUUUUUCGCUACAUAUCUUGUCGUCUAUGUUUUUAUUAAUUUCUUCAUAAUUUGAUAUGGAAGUUUUAUUCAGAUUAAAAUUUCCUAACAGUCAAUCCAGGAAUUCUCAAUCAGUUUUAAAAAGAUGUUAUAGUAGAUGUUUGUACCGAACGCAAUAGAUAAAGUGUACCUUUUACCGUCUUUAUCCUCAUGGAUUACCUCAUUUUAUUGUAAAAUAUUGUUUUCACUAUUAUCAAUUGUACAUACUGUUUGUAUUCAAUAUAAUACCUUGCGAUCUCCACAAGCCUUUAAAUGUAGAGGAUUGUGGGGGAAGGAAGGGACCUUUUAUCUGUAUUCCUACUCCGACUCUAAUUAGAUCAUAAGCAAGUAAGAGGAUUGUUAAGUACAUGUUUUUAAACCCAAUUACACAGUAUUUUGAAUAGUCAGAAAUUGUAAUCUGUCAAGUUUGGUAACCUAAUUUUGGCACUUGAAAUUUUACCAAAUUUAAUCUUUUUCAAAAAAGUAUAGUUUCUUCACCUGGGGAUUCACCCCAACUCUGGUACAGAGGCUGAAAGAUCAACGCCACAUGCUUUGCAGGAAGGAUUGGUUUGGUAGUGUUUUAGGGGCCUUUGUUCAUUAAUUUUUUCUCAGGGCGCUUCAUGAAGCUUACAAUAGGUAGGGUAUUAGACGAACAAGUAUCUUAGUAUUACUACAUCUGUACAGUCAUAUAGAUUCUCAAAGUAGCUACAAAGGCCUUCCCAGGUCCCAGUUGUGAUUUUUCUUUUUUAAUUUAAAUCUGCAAAGCAGGUUUGUCUCGCUGUUCAAGAUUUUUUUGCUAUCAUUUAAAACUUGUGCACAUUUUGAAAAAUCCUGGAUAUGCACCUGGUUUAUACUUUUUAAUUUGUUGAAAUUCAAUCAUCAUUAUUGCAUAAUAAAAAUAACUGUUUCCAUCCAAAAUGGACCAUUGUACAGAUGCUGAGGCCUUAUAUCUAAACAGUUAUUACUAUCAAAGUGGUAACAAACCGAUCAAUUCUUCUCCAAUAACAUGUUUCACUAUCUCAUUGCAUGUUCGUGGUGUUGACUGUUGUAGUUCUCUAAAUCAUAACUGUAUCUUUGUAUUUUAUCAACUACCAUUUGUAAUCUUUGGAAUAUAAUAAAAAUGUUGUAUUUACCC
Molecule: messenger RNA, 4528 nt
Organism: Mizuhopecten yessoensis (Yesso scallop)
Lineage: Eukaryota; Metazoa; Mollusca; Bivalvia; Pectinida; Pectinidae
Product: flotillin-1-like
Exons: 12
Coding region: 97-1380 (427 amino acids)
Biological process (GO): positive regulation of cell-cell adhesion mediated by cadherin; protein localization to plasma membrane; positive regulation of cell junction assembly
Cellular component (GO): plasma membrane
Source: RefSeq, a predicted model, not a curated record